This is a messenger RNA of Pseudophryne corroboree (corroboree frog), 1304 nucleotides long. RefSeq names its product ficolin-1-A-like. Gene Ontology annotation, molecular function: antigen binding; signaling receptor binding; carbohydrate derivative binding. The coding region runs from base 216 to 1238 and encodes 340 amino acids. Lineage: Eukaryota; Metazoa; Chordata; Amphibia; Anura; Myobatrachidae. Gene Ontology annotation, biological process: complement activation, lectin pathway. The record is from RefSeq and is a predicted model, not a curated record. The transcript has 11 exons.
CCAUCCAUUCAGGGAUAAACACACUCUCUCCUUCUGCUGCAUUAUUCAGCGUUGGGCACUGCAGGGACAUACGACCGAGGACGCUCGGUAGGGACCAGCCCACGGAGAGGUAAGUUCCCGUCACAGCGGGUCAGCGACCUCAGGUCACGCCCCAUGCCACUACAGCUGGGAGAGAGGUGAGAGCGGAUCCGCAGAACAGAGGCUGAGCCCCCGGAAUGCAGGCAGACAUGAGAGGACCUAUCCUGGUUGUACUGUGCGCCCUGAUAGCGACGGCGGUGUGCCGGACUGAGGACACGUGCUCCGCUCACUCGUUAGAUGUAAACGUUAUUGCAGAUAGAUGGAAAAAUAGUGUGGACCUUCUGAAGGGAUGUCCUGGUGUCCAAGGGCCGCCGGGGCUACCGGGAGGUGGUGGUUUCCCCGGGGUAAAAGGUGAUGUUGGGGACCUUGGAACUCCUGGCUGUGAUGGCGAAACUGGCGAUCCCGGAGACGACGGAACUCCCGGAGAAACAGGAUUUCCUGGGAUACCAGGCCCGCCUGGGAUCAGGGGUCCGCCUGGAGCAGAAGGAGAGAGAGGAGAUCCCUUAGAUGCUCCAAGGAACUGCAAAGAGCUGCAAGACUUGGGAAUGACUCUUACGGGAUGGUAUACCAUAUUUCCGGAUGGCAAUCCUCUGAGGGUUAUGUGUGACAUGGAAAGUGAUGGCGGAGGAUGGAUCGUCUUCCAGAGACGCUCGGAUGGUUCAGUGAAUUUUAACCGCAACUGGGAGUCCUACAAGAGAGGAUUUGGGAAUCAGUGGAGUGAGUUCUGGAUGGGGAACGACCACAUUCACUCACUAACAUCAAAAGGUAAUUUUGAGCUCCGAGUUGAUUUGGAAGACUUUGAUAAUAAUCGUGUCUAUGCCAUAUACCAAGGCUUCCGGCUUGGCGGAGAGUCUGAGAAGUAUACUCUAUAUUUGGGGAAUUACACCACGGGUGAUGCAGGGGACUCGCUGUCCAUGCACAGAAACCACCGAUUCACCACCUCUGACAGCGACAAUGAUCAAAGCAAGGCCUUUAACUGCGCUCUGAUAUAUUCUGCCCCCUGGUGGCACCGGUCUUGCUUUGAUUCCUCCUUAAAUGGGGAAUAUCUACGGGGAGAACACGAGAAAAAGAGGGGUAUCAUCUGGACCACUUUUAAGGAUGAUCAGUAUUCCCUCAAGUUCUCGGAGAUGAAGUUCCGCCAAAAGGUGGAGGAAGAAUAAGAUGAACCAGAACAAUUCGCUGAAACCUGCAAUUUGGAUGGAAAAGAGGAGCAACAUUCCUGGGGG